UUUUUAAAAAUAGUGUUAGUGUCGGCUAACAUCAUACGAAUAAUAUAUGUGAUCACGCGUCAAUUUGGCAGAAACGGUAUUAGUUGCAACAGAAAAAAAGCGAUUGAAGAAGAGAAAUAUGCGUAGCGUUCGUGACAAAUGUCUACCAACGAUUCACACGACUUUGAAAAAAAUGGGGUGGAACAAACAGGAAGAAUAGCGAGAGAGAACAACAUAUGGUUGACAUUUGCAUGUGGUAGAUAAGAGAACAUAUGUGAGGCAAAUAUAUUGCGAACGAAAGAAUCCCAUCGACGGUGUUUUUAUCGCAAUCGAAAGUAAUAUAUAAAGCAAAUUAUGUGUGGACUUGCAUAAGUGAUUUCGUUUGUCAUCUGAAGAUUGUUAUUGUCAUUGUCACGUUAAGAGUAUGUCUGCCAAUAUGUUAACAGAGCAGAACGUAAUUAUGGAAUUUACUGACUCCAGUGAUACAGUACCGAUUGGUUUUAUCACCACCGAUGAUGGUCAUACACUUUUCGCAAUGGGUGAACAUGAAGAUGGUACAUGGGAAAUCAUGACGACCCCUAUUACAUUAAUGCCACAAAAUAAUAUAAUGUCUUCAGCACUGAUAAAAACUGUAGAUGGAAACUUUGUAUUACAUUCGCCUAUUUUUCAAUUAAAUGUAGAAGGUUCAUCAGGAACUGUAAUGCAACAAGUAAACCUACUUCCAAUACAACAGAAUGCGUCUAUGAUUACGGAGCAAUUGAAAGUAGUACAGAAUGUAAAUGAAUGUGCAAUUACAGAGCCUUUGUCUAUCAGAGAAGAUAGCAGCAUAUUACUAAAUAAAGAGGAGAAUUGUAAGAGGCAAACAGAGGGGCAAACAACAAUUGACAAUUAUCUUAAAAAUAAAUCUAUAUCUACAGCUGUACAUAAAAAGUCUCCAGGGAGACCAAAAAAGACUGAGAAUACACAAUCUUUGAAAUGUGAUAUAUGUGGACAAGAAUUUACUAAACAAAUGUUAUACCGUAGACAUAUGGAAAAUCAUGCCGAAGAAAAACCGCACAGAUGCCCAAAGUGCCCAGCAUCUUUUAAUAUUCCUACAAAUUUCACGCUUCAUAUGGCAACGCAUAAUAUCGGCGACCCGAAAUGUCCCGAAUGUGGUAGGAAAUACACUAGAAUGGCGAGUCUCAAAUCUCAUAUGCUGCUACAUGUGAAGGAGGAGAAUCUUUUCUGCACGGAAUGUGAAGACGCCUUUUCAACAAAAGCUCAACUGGAUGCGCAUUUGAAGCUUCAUGGAGAAAAGUGGGCAAAUGAGGAUGUUGGUGUACGAAAGUGUAAAUUAUGCAACAAGCAAUUCACGCAACCAGCUCUCUACCGAAUGCACAUUCGCGAACAUUAUAGGCUACAGACGAAGAUAGUAAAGCAAACUAAGAGAGGAACGAAACAUAAAACAAUGUAUAAAUGUACCAUAUGUUUGAAGAAUUUUCAAAAACCGAGCCAAUUGAUGCGACAUAUCAGAGUGCAUACUGGAGAGAAACCAUUUAAGUGCACCCUUUGCACCAAGGCAUUCACGCAAAAAAGUUCGCUACAAAUUCACGCGCGGCAACACAACGGUAUCCGACCGCACAGCUGCAGCCUCUGCAGUGCCAAAUUUGGCCAGAAAGGAAACCUAAAAGCACAUAUACUCAGAGUACAUAAUGCGCCAGAAGGUGAGCCCACGUACGCCUGCUCUUAUUGCUCUUGCAUUUUCAAGAAGCUGGGCAGUUUAAACGGCCACAUAAAGCGAGUACAUUCUAAUCCAGAGGAGGAAUCUGCCGAUAAAUCCUCGGCAGUUAAUUCUGCUAUCUCUUCGGAAGCUGACAUGCGUGCGACAGUUGAUAGCGUUAUAUCGCAGUUGGCGUCUUUGGAAGCCGUCGUAAAUAAUACCGCAGAUUCCGGGACGCUGAAUGCAGAGCAGAACGAUAUCCUUCAACAGGCGUUGAAAAAUAGUGGUUUGCCGAAUAAGAAUGAAGUUGUUUCGAAAGAAAUCGCAGAACCGAAAAAGACGGAUUCACCAACAACGUAUGUCACAUUGUUGGACAAGACUGCUGGCAAUACUUCAAGGAAAUACCAUGCCAUAAAACAACGCUGCAUAGGAAACGUACGGUGGUAUGUAUGUUCGUUUUGCCCGAAAGAAUUCAAAAAACCAUCUGACUUAAUACGACAUUUGCGAGUGCACACGCAGGAAAAGCCCUUCAAGUGUAUGUAUUGCGUGCGUUCCUUCGCGCUAAAAUCGACAAUGAUAGCGCACGAGCGAACUCAUACCGGAGUAAAGAAAUAUGCUUGCACCUCCUGCAACAAAACCUUCGCUUGUCAUAGUAGUCUUACUUCUCACACAAGAUUACAUAUGAAACCACAUAAAUGCAGUAUCUGCAGUAAAUUAUUCAACUCCAGCAUCAUCCUGAAAAAUCAUAUGAAAUGUCAUAUGCGCGAGAAACCCAAAAUAUCUCCAGAGGCAGAAAGUCUAGUAUCGCAAGUAGUACUACAGGAACCACUUGUUAUCAGUGAUGCCGGUAACAAGAUUAGCUUUGCCCAAGUGCAGUCGAAGCAAAAGCAAUUGUACGAGAAUGCCGGCGCGACCAGGCCACAUGAGUGUUGGGUCUGUCAUGCUGCAUUUAGAAAAGUCAGCCAUUUGAAGCAACAUCAUCGUAGACACACGGGCGAACGUCCUUACAAAUGCUCUAAAUGCGACAGGAGAUUUACAUCAAACAGUGUCCUGAAAUCUCAUUUGCAUACGCACGAUGAUGCGAGGCCAUACAGUUGUUCAAUAUGCAAUACAAAAUUCUCCACACAAAGCAGCAUGAAGAGACAUUUGGUCACACAUAGCAACAAAAGGCCAUUUAUGUGUCCAUAUUGUCAUAAAACGUUUAAGACGUACGUCAAUUGUCGAAAACACAUAAAAAGACACAAGCAUGAACUGGUGCAACGGCAAUUGGAGGAACAAAAGACGCAAGAGCAGAAGGAACAACAGCCUUUGAGAGAAAAUAAAGAGGCUGGCUCGGCAGCUCUACCGGAAAUUACUCUUGCCGAAGAUAUGGAAGUAUCGUUUCAACCGCAAAUGGCGCCAGAUUUCACGCAGGCCUUUUCUGAUCAAUUUCAAAAUAUCAAUGCAGAAAAGGAUAAGUCCUUCUUAUUGACAAAUAACACGACAGCGGUAACAAACCAAAAUUUAUCUGUUGACACAACUAAUUUAGGAACUUCGCAAACUUUACAUGCCGAUGAAACUGGCACUAUUACGUUGUCUCAUUACUCUGGGGAUCAAACUCUCACAGCGGAAAGCAUACGAGAGAUCGAGGAGACACUGAAUCAACAGCUGUUUAAUAUUGACAUGAAUCUUGGACUGGCAAACAAUCUACCAAAGCAGAUAGACGAGACGAAUACGAGUUCUCUCAAUUCCAGAGAACAGCCAGUGCUCAAUAUAAUUUAUGAACAUAACAAAAAUCUAGAUUCAUCUGGCAAUACUAUAUUCACGUCGCAAUUCGAUUCAUUUGAUAUGAGCCAGAUUACAUUACAGACGGACAGUGAGAUGGACAUUGGUUUGAAUCCGACCAACACGACGAGCAUGUCUGAUAUUUUGUCGAAAUCCAUAGAAGGAGGCAAUAAACAGCGAGAAGAACAACGAGCUAUUCCAGUUACUACAGUUGAUAGUAUAGACCCUUCUGCAAUUACGAAGAACGCUCAUUUGAUGGUAAUAAAUCCUAAGGAUAAUUGUUCGGAAUUAGUAAAUCUUUCGCAAGUAUGUCCAUCGAAAUAUUCAAAAGUUAUUGCGAAAACGGAUACUACAAACGGUUUGCUCGAAAUGCAAAGCACGACUGAACCUGAAAGAAUGCCACAGAAAAGUAAUGUUAUAUCAUGUGAGAGUGAACGAAAUUCUUUAUUCAUGAAGAACUUCCAAAGUCCAAUGCAGCCGGAGACACUCAUUUCUUCUGGAACGAAUAGGUCGGCCAAAAUAUCAGAAUACAAUAAUUUGUUAGAAUGCCACAUAUGCCAUCGUAAUGAUUUCACGGCAGAAAGAUUAAAGGAACAUUUAGAAUCUCAUUGUGGUUCCAAACUGUACGAAUGUCCAAAGUGUUCUCAGCGAUUCCAUACGAAUGGUGGUCUCAGCAGACACACAAAAAGACUGCAUACAGAGCUGAAAUGUACAACUUGUAAGAAAGUAUUGGACAACAAAUCACAAUUGAAACAUCACAGCAAAAUGCAUAGCGGAGUUUUGAAAGUUGUACGCGUGGAAUCGAACGAGAAGGAAACGAUUUCCUCCAGUUCUCGUCUUCCGUCAAUAAUGACACUAGAUGUCCCAGUAAAUCCGGACUCGUCGGUAUCUGAGAAGGUAUUGAUGGACGCGGUUGCCGAGAGAAAAUCCAUGGAUCGCGUGGACGAAAACGCGGGGAAAAAAGAAACGAAAGAAUAUACGAAUAAAUGCAAGUACUGUCCAAAAACCUUCCGGAAGCCGAGUGAUCUUAUUAGGCAUAUUCGCACGCACACGGGCGAGCGACCGUACAAGUGCGAUCACUGCAGCAAGAGCUUUGCAGUUAAGUGUACUCUGGACUCGCAUAUGAAGGUUCACACGGGCAAGAAGACAUUCUGCUGUCAUGUUUGCAACAGCAUGUUUGCUACGAAGGGCAGUUUGAAGGUCCACAUGCGACUGCAUACAGGUUCGAAGCCAUUCAAGUGUCCCGUGUGCGACCUGCGAUUUCGCACUUCGGGUCAUAAAAAGGUGCAUAUGCAGAAGCAUGCGAGAGAACAUAAGGGCGGCGCGAAACGCAAGCCUAAACAUCAAAAGAUCGCGGCAGUGGCGGAAGCGGCGGCUAGCCUCGAAAGCAUCGGUAACGAUUCUCUGGACACAUCGAGGACGACGACGGAGACCAUGAUCAACAGCGGUGAAAUCGCGCCACCGCAGACUCUUGAUUAUUCCCCAUUGGAGCACACUGAAAUGAACCUUGGUGAUACGAAUCACCUGCCUAAUCAAAUCACGUUCAAUCAUACCGAUGCGACAACGACGAUUCUCAACAACAAUUCCAUGCUGUCAUUAAACGACAGCAAUGAACUGGUAGCGAACCUACAAUUUCUAUUAGCAAACGGUCUCGUUACCAUCCAAACAGACGAUACUAUGCUGACGACGCAGCCAGGAGCAAACGGCGUCGCCGAAGUGCCAACCAACAUGAUCGAAUUAGUCGGUACGAAUCCCUUCCAGGAAACUUGCACUUUAGGUGACGCCAAUCAUCAGAUAGUGAUAACCAGCCAAGUGCCAAGCGAGACGACUACCACGAAUGCGAACGAUACAGCAAUUAUUCAGAUGAACGAUUGCUUGCCACCUGUUUCCAUAGUACAUGUACAGAAUCAAGGUACAAACAUUAGUGGCGAGGCAUCCAAAACAAAGACGAGCGGUCAAUCAGCAACGAUAGCAUGUAAUAGUCGAGCGGUGACGACGGGAACAGCUAAAACCUCGACACAAUCGUCACGAAAGGAGUGCGACAUAUGCGGCAAGACGUUUACGAAGCCAUAUCAAAUGGAGCGGCACAAGCGUAUCCAUACAGGCGAACGGCCAUACAAGUGUGAACAAUGUGACAAGUCAUUCGCGCAAAAGUUUACGUUGCAGCUACACCAGAAGCAUCAUACCGGCGACCGACCGUAUCCUUGUCCGCACUGCAAGCAGUCGUUCACGCAGAAGUGCAAUUUGCAGACUCAUCUGAAACGCGUUCAUCAAUUGGUCACGCUCGACGUGAAGAAACUGAAAAACGGCCAGCAGAUGCUAGGUACACUUCUGCAGGAAAAUCAAGAAAUGGACGCCAAAUUGAUGAAUCUGGAUGACAUACUGGUGGUAGAUUUUCUCAAAUAAAUAGUUAAGAGAGAAGAAGUUUCUUUUUCAAAGAUACUCCUG
This is a messenger RNA of Camponotus floridanus (Florida carpenter ant), 5890 nucleotides long. RefSeq names its product zinc finger protein 236. The transcript is spliced from 25 exons. The record is from RefSeq and is a predicted model, not a curated record. The coding region runs from base 404 to 5848 and encodes 1814 amino acids. Gene Ontology annotation, cellular component: nucleus. NCBI's taxonomy places the organism in Eukaryota, Metazoa, Arthropoda, Insecta, Hymenoptera, Formicidae.